CUUCACCCUCUCUCUCUCUCUUUAUAUCUCAAGAACCCAACCUUACGAAACAAACAAACCCACUCACUUUAUUAACUAACUUAACUUAUUCUUCUCUCCCAAAUCUCACGCCCCACCGCCGCUCCAAACCCGAAUUUUCUCACCCGAUUCUUAUUUGGAUGCACUGAUCAUUUAUGGAGACCGAGAAUCGAGUAGAUUUCAGUUACAUGGGGAGGAGCUUUAGCGGGACGAGUGUCAACGAUGAUUCCUCUGCUUUUAGUGACUGUAACAGCGACAGAUCCGGAGAGUUCCCUACGACGUCGUCGGAGAGCCGGCGGUUAUUACUAGCCUGUGCGGCAGAGAAUUCGGACGCUUUCAUUCGCCAGCUUGUGCUCGAUCUCGAGUCCUCUUCUAUUGAUGAGCAAAAACAAGCUGCUAUGGAAAUUAGACUCCUCGCCAAAAACAAACCGGAAAAUCGUCUCAAAAUUGCUAAAGCCGGCGCGAUUAAGCCGCUGAUUUCUUUAAUUUCUUCGUCGGAUUCUCAGCUUCAAGAAUACGGCGUUACUGCGAUUUUGAAUUUAUCUUUAUGCGAUGAGAAUAAAGGAGUGAUUGCUUCUUCGGGAGCGAUUACGCCUUUAGUUAAGGCUUUAAAAACAGGUACACCCACUGCCAAAGAAAACGCAGCAUGUGCUUUGUUACGUCUGUCUCAAGUCGAAGAAAACAAAAUCGCAAUCGGACGGUCAGGAGCAAUUCCACUUCUAGUAGCCUUACUUGAAACCGGAGGAUUGCGCGCGAAAAAAGAUGCAGCAACAGCUUUAUAUUCCUUGUGCUCUGUAAAAGAAAAUAAAAUCAGAGCCGUCCAAGCUGAUAUCAUGAAGCCGCUGGUGGAAUUGAUGGCAGAUUUCGGAUCAAAUAUGGUGGAUAAGUCGGGGUUUGUUUUGAGUGUGUUAGUAUCAGUUACGGAGGCGAAGGCGGCGCUGGUUGAGGAGGGUGGGAUUCCGGUAUUGGUGGAGAUAAUUGAGGUUGGCUCUCAAAGGCAAAAGGAGAUUGCGGUGGCGAUUUUGUUACAGAUUUGCGAAGAUAAUCUGAUGCAUCGCGCUUUGGUGGCUCGAGAAGGCGCCAUUCCUCCUUUGAUUGCUCUGUCUCAGUCCGGCACAAAUCGCGCCAAACAAAAGGCGGAGGCACUGAUAGAUAUUCUACGGCAACCAAGAUCCGGUAACGCCGCUGCCAGAACAUCAAAUGUGUCAGCAUGAAUUGGUGUCACCUGCUCUACCACAUGCCCAUGUGUAAUCAUACAUACAAACUGUUCAUAUACCUUUUUUUUUUAGUAAAGAAGAAAAAGAGAACAAACUUGUAAAUAUCUUUGCAACGGAGCUUGUAAAUUUUAUUUAAAUGGUUUAAGUUUGGUAUGACA
Messenger RNA from Mercurialis annua (annual mercury), 1393 nucleotides. RefSeq names its product U-box domain-containing protein 4-like. The transcript is spliced from 2 exons. The record is from RefSeq and is a predicted model, not a curated record. Gene Ontology annotation, cellular component: cytoplasm; nucleus. The coding region runs from base 174 to 1232 and encodes 352 amino acids. Gene Ontology annotation, molecular function: protein binding. NCBI's taxonomy places the organism in Eukaryota, Viridiplantae, Streptophyta, Magnoliopsida, Malpighiales, Euphorbiaceae.